GAUCAAUGCGAAUGUGAUUGCGAUAAUUGUGAGUACGAGAAGACCUCUAAAAUACCACAACUGGACGGCGCCUUCUCAUCGGAUGAGAGCGGAUCCGACUUUAAGCCGACCUAUAAGGACGACAGCGCGGACUCUGACUUUGAGAGGUCGUCGUCGAAGAAGUCGUCGAAGAAGGGCGGCGCCAAAAAACGGCCGCAAAGAUCCUCCCGUUCCUCACCAAACAAACGCAAGAAGACGUCGAUUACGAGAGUUUCAGAUGAAUCGGACGAUGACUUAGUGAGCGAGUCGUACACAUCGAGGCGGUCAGUGCCUAAACGUAGGGCCGCCCCCGCGAUGGGCGGUCGUCGACGUUCGCCAUCCCUUUCCGACAAAGAAGACGACGAUGUCUUCAAAUCGAGUUCCGGACGAACCGUUAAGAGUACUAAACAGUUGUCGUCCACACUCUGGGAUCAAUUGAAACCGGCGUCGGCUGUCGGCAAAAAGCGUGGCAGCGGUUCACCCAUUCAUAUGUCGUUCUCCGAGUCGGACGGUUCGGACAAAGAGACGCGCGGAACGCCAUUUAGCUUUAGUUUGGGUCUCAAUAAUACGUCGAAAUCACCGAAAAAGGGCUCGAAAUUGCUCAGGCUCCUACUCUUCGGCAGCGCGUGGUCUGGGUCCGGCCGCAGGUUCUCUCGCCCUGGCCGGAGAUCAUUUCGGCCUGGGCGCAGGUCGUUUGGGGGACCCAAGUCUAGUAAACCAGGUCCUAAGUCGAGUAAAGCAGAUGUGGCCUCAAAACCAGGACCCAAGUCGAGCAAAGCCGCGACAACCACUGCCAGACCCGGACCCGCGUCCAGCAAAAUAGGACCCAAAUCAUCGAAAAAGAGAGAUUUGCUUUCGGAUUAUAUCGCCAAUAACUAUGACACUAAUUAUGACGACGACGUCCAGAGAACUACAUCUCUGUAUUCAGACUCGAGUCGCAGAUCCAGGACUACAGCUAAACGAAGCCCAUACAAGAAUCAGAAGAGUGACGAUGAGUUAGACACGAGGAUGACGUCAACCAUUGUUGGUGUCAUUGAAACGAUCGAUGACAAGGACCACUCGAAGGCUGACCUCACAUACCGGGCCUUCUCGGGAGAGAUUGUGACCGUCGAUGAGAACUAUUACGACAGCAAAUGGUUCGAUACGAUGGCCAGAGAGAAGAUCUUACUGGUGCUGAAGCCGACGCCCGACUUCAUAAUGAAACCCUAUCUGCGCCGGUAUGAUGAGAACCAGGAGUACUGGACUGAAGUGAGGGCUGAGGUGGAGGAGGAGCUGAAGAACGGCGGACCCAAACGCGGCGGCUGCAGGACUGGCGGCACCAAAAGUAAGGGUGCGGUUAAAGAUUUUUUAAUAUCAAAAAGGGUUGCCAAGUCUGUGCGAACGCCCGGUGCGGUCGCGACCGGCGGCGCCAAAAAAGUCAAUAAUAAAAAGCCGGACGAAGUCGCGCGCCUCGUGUCCGACGCCUUUGUUAUUAUUGAUAAGCCUUUAGGCAAAAGAGGCGCUCAAACAAAAGCCGCGCCCAAAGCGAAGGCUAAGCCGUCGCCGCCGCCGACACCGGUAGCUAAGACACCGGUAGCUAAGAAAUCGGCGCCUAAAAGCGCCUCCCAUUCCAAACCGAGUGCUAGUAAAGCGAAAUCGAAAUCUCAGUCCAAUGCAAAGGUCGGCGCGAAAACCAGUAGCGCCCGUAAGUCGCGCUCACGGGUGCCCCGAGGGGUCACCUCUACUACUGUGUAUAACUCCGUUAGUAUACCGUUCUAUGAGUCAGACAUACGAGUGGUGACAGACCUGAAGGGCUAUAAGAAGAUUACUUAUCUGAAGAGACUGUGCGAUGACUUCUCGCUCGACAUCUCGAAACUGUCCGAUCGUCACAUGAAGAGAUACCUGAACCACGAGAUCAGUCCAUUCCUGUUCGACAAUAUGUAUUACAACGACUACAGCGGUAUUCUUGCGCAUGAAGAGAGUCAGGCCACUCAAGACGUGUUGAUCACAAUGAAAGAGUUGGUCAAUACUGUGGUCUCUAUCUCUCAAUGCGUGGACAGCAUUGUGUUGGGAGUGGAGAAUGAGUUGGAGCCCAAGCCUAUGAUCGAUACCGGAGUCGAUGACUAUUACAGUGAUUCUCCCGUCUAUGAGGACAGGGAUGAGUGGAAUCAUUAUGACGACGAGGAACAGGAGGUGAUCGGUAUUGCCGUCAAUGAAUUCGGCGAAGCUAUCGGUGCCGUCGAGAAGAUUGAUAAUGUCUUCGAGAAUGGAAUCAAUGGUUCAGCGAAUGAUCCCUUGAGUGAGGCAUUGAUGAAGACGUUUUGCUCAGAAGACGACAACUCAGAUGUUGGCGAAGCGAACGCCACAAAGAAUCGUGAAAUGGACACAAAUGGGAGUCCAGAGGUUGAGGGCAAUGGAUACGCGAAUGGAGACCAAGAGGGCGGUGAUGACGGAGGCGUCGAACAAAGCAAUGAACAAAUGGAUGAAGGAGUGGAUCAGACAUUUGACACAAUUCCUCAAUACUCGGCACUUCAUCCCAUUCCCUCGCCAUCCCCUCCAUCCGAACACAACUCCAAUGAAGCGGUUGAACAAAAUCCUACAGAAUAUCAGAGCAAUGCAUACGAAGGGGGACAGGAGGACGAGGAUGAGACCUCUAAUGAGUCGACUGGUCAGCAGAUUAUGGAACAGAUUAGUGCCCAACCGGUUGCUGAACCCAAUCCGUUGCGACAGUUCCGGAUGCCAUCCGCCUAUUCGCCACAAAUGUAUGGCUAUAAUGAGAGUCCCGAAGCGAGUCAACCCUACCUCCAAAACCCUCUGCAGAACCCAAUUGUGCCAACACUUCAAGUGCCGCACAAUACCAGUCAUUACACAUACGCCGCUCAACAACAGAAUUGGCCGCACAAUGUGCCACAAGUGGGCCAUCAAAUGCCAACUGUCCCUCAAAUGCAAUACAAUAUGCCGGCAGUGGAGGCACAACACGGGGCGCCACCACCACAGCAGGCCGACUGCGACUUCGACUACCCCUACAUGUCUUACUACCCGAACCACUCAAAUAUCCCUCAAUUUGACGGCAUUUUCGACGACGACUCCUUCCAAUCGGAGGGCAAUCCCAUCAAUUGUGCCACAAAUGAGAACAACGAGGCGUUGGAACAGUUGAGUCAGGGCUCAAGAAGUGAAGAGAUGGCCGACACUGUAGUCGUGGGCGCCGUGAAGAGAAAGAUCGGUGAAGUAGUUGCGGAGGCAUUGCCACAGAGAGAGUGCGGCCACAAAGUGGCCAGAGAUGAACGCCCCAAUGCCUCCCAUUCCUCCAAACGCAUAGCACAUAUCGACAUUGAAAUGCCUGAUGAGAUACCUGAGAGUCCGCUGAAUGAGACCUCAAACAACGGAUCCGAUGAUGAAGUCUAUAGUUUCUAUUCAAACAAAACUCUUUCACCGAAUUUCACUCAAUACUCGUCACAAAACUCGCAGAACUCUAACCGUUCGUUUGGCAAGACAUCCAGUCCUAUGACUGCCAGUCCACUCACUACUGCCUCUUUGCGCGCUAAACAGCACUCAACUCCAAUGAAUAGCCAAAAAUGUAAACCAUUUUCGCAGACAUUAAGCAAUUCAACAAAAAAAGAGUUUGACUUUCGGUUGAGUUACAGUUCGGCCAACACUUCCCGACACAAUAGGACACCAAAUGAAUCUAUUUCUGCGAACAUUAAACCGGGUUAUUAUCGCAAUCAGUCCGCUAUCGAAGGGCCCACUCCUACAAACAUUUUCGCAUUCAGUAGUGUCGAUGAUAUAGAGAGUCCGGGCAAUGGUGUGACUGAUAGGGAGUGUCAAUAUCUGACAACAAUGAGCGUUGAGGUGCAUGUGUCCACUCGCGCUAAACUCAAUCCCGACGCCAAUACCGAUCCCAUUGAAGUCAUAUUCUAUAGCCUGCGCUGCGAUCGUCCGGCUGGAGACGACUCGCGACCCAAAUACACGACCGGUUUGAUAGCCGUUGAGCCCGAAGUGGAGACCGUCGAGUGCAGCACAUCCCUCAACUCGAUCCGUACGAGCCGUAGACGCGCUUAUCAUUCGGUGGGCGCCUCCUAUAAAAAUCUAGUCAUAGAUUAUGUGGACGAUGAGGUCGUGUUGCUGAUGAAGUUCGUGGAAGUAGUUAAGCGCUGGGAUCCAGACAUUAUUGUGGGCUUCAAAGUGGACACCCUUUCGUGGGGUUAUGUCAUUAAAAGGGCUAAUGUGUUGAAUAUGUCGAUAAUGACGGCCCUCUCGCGCGUCAACGACGACCGCUUCUGUCGUAACGUCGAGAGCGCGCCGAACGUGAAGUGCGAACUCUGCGGAAGAAUUACAUUGAAUUUGUGGCAAAUCUUGAGACACGAAGUGACACUCACUCAGUAUAACUACGAGAACAUCCACUUCCAUGUCCUCCACCAACGCAUACCGGCCUUCAGUUUCGAGAAACUCACGCAACUCUUUGCCAACCGAUACGAUCAGUACAACCGGCGCCGAGUCAUGGAGUACUACCUCAUGCGCACCGUUGGUUCGCUUCAGAUCUUAGAUAAAUUGGAUUUUGUGUCCAAAACCAGUGAAUUGGCCCGACUUUUCGGGAUGCAGUUCCAUGAGGUGUAUAACCGGGGCUCACAGUUUAGGGUGGAGGCUAUUAUGUUGCGGAUGACCAGACUGUUUGACUACAUGCCGGUGUCUCCCAGCUCUCGACAGGUCCACUCCAUGCGAGCGCCGGAGAUAUUGCCACUGAUUCUGGAGCCGUAUUCCAAGUAUUAUUGCGAUCCCGUUGUGGUGUUGGACUUCCAGAGCCUCUACCCCUCAAUGAUGAUCGCAUAUAACUACUGUUACUCGACUUGUUUAGGAAAAGUGGAUCAACUCAUCCAAGAAACGCCUUUCCAAGAGUUAGGAUGUAUUGGACUCGAAGUACGCAAACAAUUACUUUACAAAUUACGCGAUGAUAUCCAUAUCUCUCCCAACGGAGUGGUCUUUCUUAAGGAUUACGUCCGGAGAGGCAUUUUACCCAAAAUGUUGGAUGAGAUUCUUGAGACCAGAAUUAUGGUCAAGAAUGCCAUGAAAAUGAAUAACAAAAAGGAAACACCGAAUAAAGCGUUGAAUCGGAAACUAGAGGCCAGACAACUGGGUCUCAAAAUGAUAGCCAACUUCACGUACGGCUAUACGAGCGCUAACUUCACGGGUCGUAUGCCAUGUGUUGAGGUCGCGGACUCUAUUGUGGCCAAAGGGAGGGAAACACUGGAAAGAGCCAUAAAUCUGGUGGGGAGUAGACCGGAAUGGGGCGGAAAAGUGGUCUACGGGGACACUGAUAGCCUGUUUGUGCACUUUCCCGGUCUGUCCAAAGAGGAGGCCUUCAAAAGGGGUCACGAAAUCGCGGAAGCGGUCACUCAGUCCAACCCAAAGCCCGUGCGACUCAAGUUCGAGAAGGUAUACCUCCCGUGCGUUCUUCAGACUAAGAAACGGUACGUCGGCUUCAGUUACGAGUCGGUCGACCAGCAGAAGCCAAAGUUUGACGCCAAAGGCAUUGAGACCGUACGCCGAGACACGUGUCCAGCGGUCGCCAAACUACUGGAGAAGUCGCUGAGAAUACUGUUCCAAACGAAUGACGUGAAUGGAGUGAAACAGUAUCUGUUCCGUCAGUUCCAGAAGAUUAUGGACGGGAGGGUCACUAUUCUGAAUGACUUUGUGUUCGCGCGUGAGUACAGGGGCGCCGAGUAUUACAGCGAGCGCUCACACGUGCCCUCCAAAGAGAUCGCUAAACGCAAGGUGUCGGCCGACCCGUGCGCUGAACCCAAACACAAGGAACGGGUGCCUUAUGUGGUGGUCUGCGGCCCACCCAACGAACCCCUCUAUAAGAUGUGUAGAGAGCCGUUAGAAAUGAUUAACGACCCGUCCCUUAGACUCAACGCCCAGUACUACAUCGAAAGGGCGAUAAUACCGGCGCUGAAUCGGGUGUUUGAGCUGUUGGGCCAUAAUGUGAACGACUGGUACCGAGAGAUGCCUAAAAGGAUUCAUUACAAUCGCUACCAAUACCUGUUGGGUAGGGAGAAGGCUCAGCCCAAGACUAUCCCCCAGUUCUUCAACACAACCCAAUGUAUCGCAUGUGAGGCCAACUCGAAGGGAGAGGACUUGUGUGGGGACUGUAGCCGAGCGCCAUACCAGUCCAUGCAAUCGGUGUGUCUGGACGUGAGGGACAUUCAUCUCAAACAUCACAAUGUGUUCAAUGUAUGCAAACAGUGCAGCGGUUGUGCCGACGCCAACAUCCAGUGCCAGUCCAUUGAGUGCCCCAAUCUGUUCCGAUACCAUCAGUCAAAGCUAGACCUCAUGAACGCCCACUACUUGACUGAUGUCCUCAAGAAGUACUUCUGA
Oppiella nova is the source of this 6369-nucleotide messenger RNA. Lineage: Eukaryota; Metazoa; Arthropoda; Arachnida; Sarcoptiformes; Oppiidae. The record is from the annotation of a GenBank genome assembly.